Messenger RNA from Acanthocheilonema viteae, 3444 nucleotides. Lineage: Eukaryota; Metazoa; Nematoda; Chromadorea; Rhabditida; Onchocercidae. The record is from the annotation of a GenBank genome assembly.
AUGGCUGGUAAGAAGUUACCUCAAUUAUUCAACUAUGGCUUAUUUCUGCCACCGUGCGAUGGUCGUGCUGGCAAAUUCCUGCUGGAAGACCGUCCGAUACGUGAAUAUCCAUUUCAUGAUUGUGUCCCUUAUCUCGAGCUCAAAUACAAAAAGCGGGUUUACAAAAUGUUGAACAUUGACGAAAAGCAGUUGGAAAAAUUACAUACUAAGUCAAAUUUAAAAAAAUUCAUGAAUCACAUUGCUCUUGGACAGCUAAAAAAGGUGGAAGAAAUGUGCAGUGCGGGAUUUGAUCCUAAUUUUCAUGAUAAUGAAGGAAAGACACCGUUGACAAUGGUGUGCUCAUUACCGCACAAUGAAAGUUUUAUUAAAACGCUGGUAGAACAUGGAGCUCAUGUUGAUUUCCGAAACAGCGAUGGACAGACAGCAAUGCAUAAAGCAGCCUACUGGUCCUUGGCAGAAAAUGUGAACUGCCUGUUAGAACUUGGCGCAUCACCAAACUAUCGUGAUCCACUUGGCUUGACACCACUCUAUUACAAUAUGCUGCAAAGUAGUUCGAAGUCAUCAGUGGCUCAAAUGUUAUUAUAUAAUUAUUCAGAUAUUACUGUAACUGAUUUGGAUGGAAAUCAUGAAAUACAUCAGGCAUGCAAAAAUGGUUUGGUGCAGCAUGUUGAUUAUCUGAUAUACUAUGGAGCUGAAAUUAAUGCACAGAAUAUCAAUGGGAAUACUCCGCUUCACGUUUGCGCCAUCCAUAAUAAACCAAAUUGCGCACGUUUAUUAUUAUUUCGUGGUGCUAAUCCGACAAUUGUCAAUAAGCAAAGCCAAACAGCAUUGGAUGUAGCACAGAUUCUUGGUUCGCAUGAAAUAACGAAAGUUAUUUUGAACCACGAUCCUGUGUCCACUGUACCGUACAACAUAAAGCCGACUUUCAAUCCUAGAAGGCGUUCAUCAAUGUUACCAUCCAGUCAACGAUCCUCAAGUCAGGCAUCACUUUGUAGCAGUGAAUAUCGAUCUAUGAUACCAGCUAGUCCAACACCAAGUCACAUAUCAAUAUCCAGUCAUAAAACAUGCCCAGGAGAUGUUGGUGGUGGAUACAGUACCAUGCGACGAUAUCCAGCUUAUCCAUUGCUCAACAUGAAUGGUUUUGAAGUGAACAUACCACGUACCGUUGUAAUACCACGAGAUGGUAAGGGAGGUUUUGGAUUCGUUUUACGCGGUGCUACAAAAGCUGGGAAUUUCACUCCAACAUUGUGUAAUCCAGCAUUGCAAAAAUUCGAAGGAAUUGAUCUGCAGGGAAUGGCCAUGAAAGCUGGUCUAAGGCCCGGUGAUUUCUUGCUUCAGGUAAACGAUAUUGAUGUGCACAGAACACCGCAUGAUCAAGUUCACAAAUUAAUACAAUCAUCAGGAGAUACUGUGACAUUAAAGGUGAUUACUGUUGAUCCUGGUUCAUUCAAUUUUCGGCCCGUUCAUACGAUGCCGAUGAAUAUUUCUCGCACAGUUCGAGAAUAUCGUCCACCAACAUUGUCACAGCACAAAGCGGACAUCAGCUAUUCAUUGCCACACCGAAAUCGUCGUCUUACAAAUUUUCGCUUUAACGGUAACAAAGGUGAUAUGUACGGCUAUGGUAAUAGUAUGUUACCUAUACACUCUGCUAAAUCGGUAGAAGCAUUAAAUCAUGGCAAUUAUGAGCGCUUUGCAUCUGUAAAGCAACGAAUCAAUGGUUCGAAACGUAUUUCAAUGGAAGAAUUGGAACGACUGAUGGAACGACAAGGACAGGGCACUUCACAAUUUCAACCAAUUCCCAUACACGAGGAUUCACUACCAAACGGAAAUGGUCUGAAGUUUAGUUCGGUGAAUGAUCUAAAGCGCUAUAAAAAAGGUGGUUUGCACCGAACCACUUUACCGCCAAUAACUGCUAAUGAGCAUUGCGCUCCUUCAAUAAUGCAAAGCUUUAAUUCUUCACCAGAUUUGCCUCGAUCAGUGGAUGAUGAACCGUCUUCGCUGACUUCAUUUAAUAGACAGGUCACAUCAGACUAUUCACGACCUUUUAAGCCCAUCGACCGACCCAAAACACCACCACCUCCACCACCUCCACCGUUAUUUGAUAACUUCACAACAUCAUCCUCGAGUGGAAGUAAUACUUUGAUGAAUAGUAUACCUCCGACAGUAACACCGUCCAACGUGAGCGCUUCACGUGCAGAAGCACUAGCAGCUUCACUUGGAAUCGAAACAGUUCCCUCACCUUCACCUCCACCACCACCACCACCACCCCCUCCACCACUUCCACCUCCACUACCACCAUCCAUGCCUCUAUCCGCUGGGACAGCAACAGUGAAAUCUGUGUCUUUUAAAAAUGAUGCUAAACAUGGUGAUUCUGAAUCGAAGGAAACGGGAACCCCUGCUAUCAGUUCUCCAACGAUUAGCAAUGAAGUGUUAUCAACGGUAAAACUGAAACCUACCAUACGACGUGAACCAGCUAACUAUUGCGCAACCAUACCACGUGGAUUUGAUUCUGAUCUACGUAAUGCACUAGCAAAAAGGAGAGGCAAGGCAGGCUUUUAUGCAAUAAAUCAUGAAAAUACUUCUAUUUUCAGCUACGGUGGAUUAAGUUUGUCUGAAUCAGUUCGACAAAACGUACCAAGUUCAACAAAAUGGAAAGUUGGAAAGUCAGAGCAUUCUCCAACGAGCAUUGCAUCGAAAAAAGAUAGUGGCUAUACAUCGUCGCGUACUUCGCUUGAACCAUCAGAAUGUGGUGAAGAUACGGGAUCAGUAGGUGGUGCUACCGUAAUAACGAUACCGGGAUCUGUGAAACCAACCACUAAUGUAUCUGUUACCAGUUCGACAUGUCAUGUUUCAUUAAUUAGUAAUCAAUUUGAGGAAAACUGUAGCUCAACGUAUACCAGAAGAAGCAGUUGUUUACAGCAAGUAGCACCACCACCACCACCUUCGUUGCCACCUCCACCUGUUCAACAGCGACCGCAAGCUGUCAGUGAUCAUGAUUCGAUGAGCUUGAACUCCACGCUGUCGACGUUGAGCGGACAGUCAUUAUCGGAUCGUCAACAACGGGCAUCGUCUAUUACUCUCCUGUCCUCUCACAACAAAUCCUCAGUAAGUUCACCGACUAAUUGCAACGAUGAUGAACCGGACAGCGGUACCGGAGAUUCCGAUAACGAGCCUACGGCUGAAUCCAGUAAUCACGCAAAUUCAUCUAUAAGUAACAAUUUUGUCGAUAAACAAGUGGCAAACUGGACAACUGAUGAUAUUGUUGCAUGGUUAAAAACAUUGGGUCUUUCGGAACAUUCCCGGAAAUUUCAGCAAUUUCAAAUUAGCGGCGCCCAUUUGUUGUCUUUUGAUCGAUCGUUGUUAACGCAACUCGGUGUCACACGCAUCGGUCAUCGACAAUUGAUUGAACGGUCAUUGAAAAGUUUGAUGGAGCAACAAAUAUAA